Dermacentor silvarum is the source of this 870-nucleotide messenger RNA. RefSeq lists its product as uncharacterized. The annotation marks the transcript as partial. The transcript is spliced from 2 exons. The record is from RefSeq and is a predicted model, not a curated record. NCBI's taxonomy places the organism in Eukaryota, Metazoa, Arthropoda, Arachnida, Ixodida, Ixodidae.
AUGUUCGACAUGAGGCAGCGGAUGCUGGAUAUCUUGAAGAAUGUUGGUGGUGCACUGCUUCAAAACUUGCAGUUGCUCGCAUCGCAACACCGUAUACCUGGAACAUACAGUGACAUCACUGACGGUGAUUUGUACAGAAGCAUAAGGAAACAGUUUAAUAUGAGGUGGUCCGAUUUGACGCUGUGCUUCAACACAGAUGGUGCGCCAGUUUUUGAAUCGAGCAAAUAUUCAAUUUGGCCAAUUCAAAUUCUUUUGAACGAGCUUCCUGCACAAGUCCGGUGGCAAAAUAUAGCAAUUGGUGCUCUAUGGUUUUCUAAAAUUCACCCUCCAAUGCAUCUUUUCAUCGGCAAAUUUGUUGAAGAGCUCGCCAACAUUGGAACUCUGACGUGGUCUCACGGUGGAAGAAGAAUUAAAUCGGCGGUCCAUGCAGUUGCUUGCUGUGUCGAUUCGCCAGCUAGAGCUGCAGUUCUGAACAUGAAGCAAUUCAACGGCUACUUUGGCUGCAGUUGGUGUUUAGAGAAAGGCACACCUGUAGAAGGAACACUGAAGUACCUGUUCCAUGCAGAGCCAGCCCCAGAGAGAACGCAUGAAGCUGUUUUCAAGGCGAUGCUUCAAGCUGUACAUAAGAGAACUACAGUCACCGGCAUUAAGGGGCCAUCUCCUUUGAUGAAGCUAAAAAGUCUAGACCUCGUGUGGGGCUUGCCCCCAGACUACAUGCAUUGUGUAUUGGAAGGUGUGACAAAACAGCUGACUGAGUUGUGGCUUUCAUCUGUAGGAUCUGCCUACUACAUUGGCAGAGAGCUGAAAUUGCUGGAUGGGAGAUUGUGCAGCAUCAAGCCAACAAUAACAUUUGUACGAACACCACGACCA